Molecule: messenger RNA, 1947 nt
Organism: Cordyceps militaris CM01
Lineage: Eukaryota; Fungi; Ascomycota; Sordariomycetes; Hypocreales; Cordycipitaceae
Product: T-complex 11
Exons: 1
Coding region: 1-1947 (648 amino acids)
Source: RefSeq, a predicted model, not a curated record
AUGGUGGCGGAACAAGGCACUGGCGGCCCUGUCGAGCGGUCUAGACGCAACCUCUCUACCUCGGCCCCUCGCCCUAGCUCAGAUACCGAGUCAGUACCUGAGGCAGAUGUUCAAAUGACACAGCCUGCUCAGGACGAGCAAAAAACCACGACGCAAACCCAGCCUUCGCAGGAAUCCCCUCGCAGGUGUGAUUCCGCUCCCAGAGCAACCUCGCCUCCUGCAGCCCUCUCCCCGAGGGACAUCAACUCACGCACACCAACACCUCACCCCAACGCCCUCAGACCUGGCCAAAAAUGCAGUCACAAUCAUAGUUCCAGUGCCCCUGCUCAUCCCUUGGAGCCUCCCGUCACCCGCACCACCCUCAGCGAGCUUGAUGUCACCAAAAUCAUUCACAACCCCAAGCUCCGCCACGACAUCAACUUCGACCCCGAGCUGCACUUUAGACCAAACCUCGAUGGCGAAAAGGGGCGCAAGAAGCAGGACCGCGCAAGCCAGUUUUGGCGCGCUCUAAAAAGGGAGCUGACCAUGUUCGUUGCCGACCGCCCUACUUUUUACGCAACCUAUGGUCGCAGUGACGACUGGACCCUACCUACCUUGCUCAAGGCUGUCAAGGAGAUCAUCCAGACUCUCGUUCCCCAGCGCGAUCGCCACUUCCUCGACGAAGGUCUGAAUGUCGAGCUCCUUAUGCAACAGUUUCACAAAGGUAUCGCUGAUCUGGAGAAGCUGGCUCAGUGGCUCUCGCAGGUCCUCAAAUCCCACUGCGCCCCUAUGCGUGACGACUGGGUCGAUGCCAUGUAUAAACAGAUUAGCAACGGCAAUAAAAAUUCCGAUAUUGACGAACUCGCCGGCGGCAUGCGCAGCCUACUUAGUGUCCUCGAGGCCAUGAAGCUUGACGUCGCCAACCACCAGAUUCGAUGCCUCCGCCCCGUUCUCAUCGAAGACACGAUUCACUUUGAGCAAAAGUUUUUCUUGAAGAAGAUGGCGUCGAAAAAGAUGGACAUGGGCCCGUCCAAGAAGUGGUACAAGGACGCCGCCGCGCAACACGCCAGUGGCAUCACCACCUCUACCCUAACCUUUGGCGACACGGGUGUCUUCUUUGAAGCCCUAUCCCGCCUGAUUCUGCCCUCGUCGCCCGAAAAGCGACUCCCCAGCACCUUUCUCUUUGACGAGGAGCGCAUCCUCAAGCUCCGCUGCGACAUGCUCGACUGCAUCAACCUGCAAGUCUGCAUGAGAAUGUACGAGGAUCUUGAACGCAUCGGCCGCUACAACGCCUCUGGCCUCUUUGCAGGCCCGACCUUGGACGGUAACACAACUCGCCGCUCUAGUUCGGCCGGCUCGGAUUUCAACUUCAACACACCUCUCGAGACGUCGCGACCCUCUAGCAUCACAUUUAGUACCACUGGUUCCGCAGAUUCGUCGGCUCGCUCAUCUCUCAACCUUCCUGCCUAUGUUGCUCCCGAUAACUGCGAGGCUAAGAACAAGCGCAAGCUCUACCGGUCUCUUGUGGCUCUCCUCCAGUCCGUCGCCCCCGUCGGUCUGCGUCACGCUACUCGUUGGCAGUCAAUGUCUUCCUCGAUUGCCCUGCAAAUUUUCCGCUACACCAAGGCCCCCACUAGCAUGCUGAGCACCUUUGAGGAUAAGCUUGCCACCAUUAUCCGCGGCAUGGACUCCCCCCUUUACAAGGAGGUUGAAAAGUCAUUCCACAUCCGCCUUAUGGCGGAGCUCAGCUCUCGGGUUCGCGAGUACCGCGCCCUCUCGGGGGUAGGUCUCUUUACGGCUGCUACUACUGGCCGUUCCCAGGCUCAGGCUCGCAACCACGACCACGAAGACUCGGUGCUGGAGGACAUUGCUAUUCGCCUAGCACACCUUGGUGUCUUACACUGGCGCGUCUGGGCGCAGACGGCAUACGUGGAUGAGGACAGCAUGGUGGUGGACUCGGAAACGUAA